Molecule: messenger RNA, 2418 nt
Organism: Zymoseptoria tritici IPO323
Lineage: Eukaryota; Fungi; Ascomycota; Dothideomycetes; Mycosphaerellales; Mycosphaerellaceae
Exons: 3
Coding region: 1-2418 (805 amino acids)
Source: RefSeq, a predicted model, not a curated record
AUGCCCUUCUGGGUCCAGCCGUGCAAAUCGGACUCCAGCGAACGAACCGCCAACUCGUCCGUUGGCGAACAAGAGUUGCAGAUCGGUCGUUGCAAUGCCGAAGUGGACGAAGAGAGCACGUGCGAACAUUCGCCGAGCAGCAACAAACCUCUCCCAGAAGACAUCGGACGCCAAGUCCAUUACUGCGAGCAGCGGGUCCACUUACGCGACGACAGACUCUACGGUCAACUCGACGACGAGCAGGUGGGAGACACGGAGCAUCGCAUCGUCGGUCAAGAGCAUUUGGCGCGGUCGGACACCACGCUCGACAAGGACAAAUGGCUCGGGCGAGUCGGGUUUAUCCCUCACGACUGUGGCGACGAAUGGCUCGACGGCGUCGGCUCAGUCGCUCACGGGUGCUGCUGCUCGCGAAUCGACAGUAAAAGAGGAGCCGGUUCCGCGGGAGGUGACCAUCGAAUCGUUGCAGUCACAGAACUUGUGGCACAGUCCGAAAGGCAAGAACGAGGAGCCUGCAUCCGCACCACAAGUUACGCCGUCCAGACCGGCGUCACGGAGGCCAUCAAUGACUCCAAUCGCCGAGUGCAGUACGUCUACAACGUCGAUCAAGACAAAGGCGUCUACAGUCAAAGUGGCCCAAGCAUCGCAACGCGGAAAGGUCUAUCCAGCAUCAUUGGGUCGAUUCUCGGAGGACCUGCCCCAAAGCGAGCCACAGGAGCAACACUCUUACGAGCCCAGUGGUACGGACAGCCGCGAUUGGGAGUCGCAGGUGGCUUCGUACACUCCGAGCAUCAGUACCAGAGCGACCACGCUGAAGAAGCGAACACGCAUCAAGGCCAAAGUGCGAUCCAUCUGGAUGGCGGUGUCGACGCCGAGCCGCCAAAACCGCAACGACCUGCCAUCCGCACCAGCACAGUAAAGGUCGCCGAUCGCGUGCGUAAUCUUGAGUUGAAGCAAGUUCAGUCCAGGCAGACAUUAAGGAAGAGCACAGCUGGAGACGGACCUCCUGAAUUGCUUGGGAAGAGUGGAGAUGGGAAUGUUCCGUUGGUGUUCCCGUUGCAUGUCAAAAGAUUCGUCCGGAGACAACGCAAUGGAUCGCCUUUGAGACCUGAAACGCCAUUGUACCAAUCGGACCCGGAUCAGAAUUCCAUCAUACAUUCACCACUUCCGCAGCGUACCAUUCCGCAGAUCAAAACUCCGAAGACCCCGGUGGCUUCAUCCUCGCCCGGCAUGCUGGCUGUAGAGAAAUCUCGAGAAGGAUGGAGCGAGGACAAAGCACUCGCAGUGUCACGCAUUCGACCAAGCCCGUUCAUGCAUCUCCACGGAACUCGUGGACAUUGCGUGAGACACGGUCGUAAAUUGGGGCAGAGCAGAGCAGAGUUCCAAGGCACCAAGGAAAUGUUUGAGAAGGGCAGAAGUGGUGCGUAUAUUCCUACCGGCUUGCUUGUUCGUCGUCAGAUGGAUGCGACGAGUCCGUGGCGUUUCACAGCCGGUCAUAAAUUGACGAAGACAGCAGACAUCCAGCCGAAGUCUGAGAGCGAUGCUUGCCCUGACUGCAUCACUGAGUUGGGUAUCCAGAAGAACGAGAUCUCUCAAGCGACGAUCAGCACUAUUCGACAGAAGAUCAAGCAGCAGCCGCCGACUGCCGCGCCGAUUCCGCAAGAGACGGUUGUUGUGCAGCCACCGUUCAAGAUUUCUGCGACACCACAGCCUCGAGCAGCCACGAAGCCUCCAGUCGUUCCUGUCACAAGGAUUCCUGGCGAGCAGCCUGUUGUCCUCCACGCUCAAGGACUUUCUGAGGGAAGCGAUGCCGGCGACCUUGUCACUGCUGCCGAUCUUGGAGACGGGCUCGACGCCGUGAUCUUGGAACGAGGCGGGAGGCUUGAACGGGUCAUCAUGAACGCACGAAAAGGACCACCCAACGCUGAAGCGAUGGAGAAGCUUUCCAAGGAGCUCAUCUUGGUCUCCAAUGCCAUUGCCGCCGCCAAUCUCAAUCCGAGCCACUCGCAGGUUGAUGGAGCAUCACCCGUGGGCAACGAUAGAGCAAUGGUCGUCGACACACGUCAUGGUCGACAGCAAUCUAUGCCCGAGCUCCUUAGCAUGAUCGACGAGGCCGCAGGCGGACUUAAUUUAGGCAUUGCUCGAGCUCGGGGGGAUGUUCAGUCAACUGAUUCAGAGCUUCUUACCACGAGGGAUGAUGUCCGCGAACGAUCACAGUCUCUUCUGACCACAGACGCGGUCAGCAUUGUUCACGAGGUCAGCAGUGGCUCUGCCCUCUCUCCAGAAUCACGUAUCGCAAAUCGUCAACGGCUGGACCAAGACAUCGCCGCGGUGCGAUCUCACAUUGGUCCAUUCGCUGCCGAUCGAUUCAUCUACGUCCACGCCAACCCUAACACCAGACGCCACACUGACCAGACAUGA